CUCCUGUAAAGCAUUAAAACAUCACAUUAACAGAUGUGUUCCAAUGUUAUGUUAAAAUAUACCACAUUACACACAAAGAUACGCACCAGUCAGGAUAGAUAAUCUUCGUUUGGCGGGGAAGUCUCUUUCCUUAGACGCAUCUAAGAUGUCAAUCUGGAGCAGCGCUUGAGACGAUAAAAUGAAAAAGGUCAACACAAGUGAGCUGGGUGUUUCAGAGCUGAUCAAAGCUGCUGACUCCAGGCAGGACUCCAGAGAACCAGACUGGUUUAUUUAUGACAACCAAGGGAUGAUUUUGCCUCACAGCAUUUUGGGUAGCCUGGAGAACUUCAGGAUUUAUGUGGAGGCCAAAGGAAAAACGAGGCUUUUGAAAAAAAUACCAGAUAAUGACCAUUUAUUUGAGGCUUUAAGAAAACAUAAAUUCAGUGCUGUAGAACAUAAAAGUGAGGUCCCCCCAGGUGUCGUAGAAAAUGCUUUGGAGCAUUGGAACACACAUAUGAGGCUGCGGAGACGUCAACAAAGCAGUUUAUCUGGUUCUUUGAGCAGGCCAGUUGAAAACCUCCUGAUGAAUCAUGCUAAUCGAUUCAGAGAAACACAGGAAAAAAGAGAGAUGCUAAAUCAAGUCUUGCCACUUGUUCACUCUGGAUAUGGUCACUGUGUAGGAAGUGAAUUCUGGAGGCUUCCCCAGCAUUAUGGAGAUGAAAUGAGUGGCAUAGCAGCUACUCUGACUAAGACAGAGAGAGGCAUCCAGGAACCUAUCGCCCAAGUUGGCUUACCAUGCAGCAUACGUCAGGAAUCAGGACUUAAGGAUACAGCGUGCCAUGCAUCUCGGGCAUGGCAUCAGAGCAUAUAUUUGAAAGAGCAAUGCCAGAAGCUUGGGGAAAUUGUACAAGAAGUGGAUUUCAAAAAGCCGAAUAUGGAUAAACUGGAAGUGAUUGGCUCCUCCAAGCCAUUUUGUACUUUGCAUUGUAGCAAUGCAUUACUGGAGGAUCAUAAAGAGAAAGAACCCAAAGACACCCAUGAAGACCUGGUUCUACAAAAUAAUGAUAUGGAACCAGAGCCAAAAAAGUCAGCUGUCCCUGCUUUAAGAAUCUCUGGGCAACUUGCAAACUGGACUGGAAACUCUAACACUAAUCAGGUGCAGAGUCUCAUAAAUGUUGCCCAAGUAGGGAUCAAUGCCACUCUCUUGUUUGAGGGCCCCACUGGUGAACUACAGCGGUCCCAUCUGGAUCUGCACAAUGAGGGAACUACAGCCAUCUUCUACAGUUGGCAGCAGCUCCCUCUGCCUCAGCACUUUCCUCACCUGUUGCCGUGCAUAAAGAGACCACACUUCUACUUCAGCUCCAGCUCUGGUGUGAUCCUCCCUGGUGAUACAAAAAAAAUAGACUUUAUCUUCAAGUCUGACUCUCCUGGCAUCCAGACAGAGCUCUGGCAGCUAAAUACUCACCCUGUCCUACUACAAGGAGCCCCCAUACAUGUAACUCUGAGGGGUGUGGCUCUGUAUCAGGACAAAACUGCAGAAUACCGGCUGUACAUUGAGAAAAGGCUGGAGAAGGUGGUGACCUUGAAAAUAUGUCAAGCAAUAGUGUAUGAGAUGGUGCAGGGGAUCCACUCACCAGAUAGACCCAGUUCCCCUGCAGAGCUUCAUCAAACUGAGGAGCAGGAGUUUCUUUAUAAAAACCCUAAGAUAUGUUAUAAAAACCAGCCAGUUGAGGAGCUAAAGAAAUUGUGGCAUCAAGUCAAACCAAAAAGCCAUUGGGAUUUGUCUGUAGGUACUUUACGACAGGCUCUGCUCUCUUUACCUGUUACAAAGACAGACGAUGACUGCCUUAACCAAGAUACAGGACUGGCCCAGCUCAACUCUGUGCUUCUACAGCUCUCUGAACCUUCACCUAAAAUGCAUAGUGCAACAAUAACAACUAUAGGGCAGUUGCUGUGGAGGGAUCCAUUAGACACCCUGACUAGUGAAGCUGUGAGGCUCACACACUUCCUCCAACUCUCUGAGAAAGCUACAUGGAUGGAUAAAAUAGAAAAUAAAAAAGAAGACAUCUCUUUGGACCAUGACUUGAGUCCAAGUAUAAGCGAAGAAAAGACUGAUAAAAAAGGACGAACUUCUAUAAAAGAGGAAAAGACAGUGACUCCAAUCAAACAAAGUGAGGACAGAAAGAAAGGGAGAGAGAGUCGUACUGACCUGGGAAAGCCAAGAAAGGACAGACACAGUAAAGAGAGUGACUUACAUCUGCAAGAGCAGGCCUCUGAAGGUCCUGCUUCUGACAUCAACAUGAUGGACAUUUACACCAGGCUUCUUCACCAAAAGGUUUAUGGACUGAUUGAAAAUCUCGUGGAGUCUCUUUGUGUGCUUACUGAUGAAGAGGCUUCCCUCUGAUACUGUCACAAGACUGGAGAAAUAUUAAAUAAUAAAAGUUGAAAUUAU
Molecule: messenger RNA, 2431 nt
Organism: Boleophthalmus pectinirostris (great blue-spotted mudskipper)
Lineage: Eukaryota; Metazoa; Chordata; Actinopteri; Gobiiformes; Gobiidae
Product: MYCBP-associated protein-like
Exons: 19
Coding region: 179-2383 (734 amino acids)
Source: RefSeq, a predicted model, not a curated record